Molecule: messenger RNA, 1363 nt
Organism: Pocillopora meandrina
Lineage: Eukaryota; Metazoa; Cnidaria; Anthozoa; Scleractinia; Pocilloporidae
Source: the annotation of a GenBank genome assembly
AUGAGCUGUGACUGGCUCAUUACAGUACCAGAAGGGAACAUUGUAAAACUCAGCUUCGAGCUAUUCGAUAUGGAGUCUGUGGGUGCAGGUUUUCCUUUAUGGCGUUGCGAUGGUGAUUAUGUAGAGGUACUUGAAGGGAACAGAAGUGACAGUAAGGCCAAAGGAAAGUUGUGUGGUGAGUCAAAUCCAGGGAUAAUCCGCUCGAGAAGUCGGUACAUGCUGGUGCGAUUCAGAUCAGAUUCCUCCCACUCCUCGUAUCGAUAUCACAAAGGAUUUAAGGCUGAUUUCACAGCAGAGAAUAAGCUAAGUAAGUCAAUAAGUGUACAACUAUGGAAAUUAAGCCAUUGUGGAUGAAGGAGGCUAGUUUUUUUGUUUUUGUUUAGUCAACAUAAGAUAUCUCCUCUCUUGAGUAGAGAAUUUUUUCUUCAAAGCACUUUAUUGUUUUUUCUUAAACGAGGUAUAUUUCUUGAGGGAAAAUUCCUUGCAUUUGCCCUAUUUUCAGGUUGAUGGUAGGGUGGUUUCUCCUCUCUAGAGAGAUUUCACCACCUUAGCAGAAGUCAUCAUCAGAGCCAGGUGAAGUAUCGUUGUCCGUUGAGUUUCAUGAGUCUGGUUCUUGUGAACUGAUUGGUCAAUUUUGCCGUGAUCUUAUUGGUUGUAAGACUCAAAUGGCGUUAGGUUGAUGUGAUUGGUCAGCUUGUGCUGUCGGUAAUAUUUGGUCGUUCUAUUGAUUUUAUUUGUAUUGUAGUCGUUGACAUUUGGCGUGGGAUUCUGUUCCAAAGGAGUGAACUAGCUUUCCAGAGACUUUCAUUUAUAGCCGGGGUUACAGCAUUGCACUCUGAAACAUUAGUCAGUAUUAUGAACAAUGGUCCUUCUCAGGACUUCUCUCACAUUGUUACUCUUGGGUGCAAACCAUUCGUUGUAUUUGUACUUUUUAGUUUGUCCUUACUACGGUGAAGCACUUGCUGCUUCUAUAUCAGAUAAGAAGACACUGACGAGUCCAGGCUAUCCUCUCUUGCCUCCUGCCAGUUUGUUGCCAUGGAGGUGCAGAUGGAUACUCAAAGUACCGGAUGACCUUUCCACUGGUGGAGCAUAUGUAUUGAAAGUUACUUUUAAUCACUUCAAUCUCUGAAAAAGGUUUUGAUAGACUCACUUUUUUUAUGAUGGUAUCAAUUCAGCAUCAACGCGUCUUGGAGAAUCAUAUUCCGGAACGGUCCAUCCUGAUGUGAUUUAUUCCACAGGCAUCCACAUGUUUGUUGAUUUUUCUGUGGAAGAAAAAUGGUAUUUGGAAGCAGGCAGUUUUAGUUUAAACUUUUCAGCCGUGGUCAGAGGUAACGUUAUUUGGGCAUUCUUGGCUUUACUCUGA